Molecule: messenger RNA, 1474 nt
Organism: Folsomia candida
Lineage: Eukaryota; Metazoa; Arthropoda; Collembola; Entomobryomorpha; Isotomidae
Exons: 5
Coding region: 137-1399 (420 amino acids)
Source: RefSeq, a predicted model, not a curated record
UUCAGAUAACGAACUCAACGGUAAGCUUGCUUUACCUUGAUGAAUAUGUGCAUUACACGGAACGCAAGCGACUACUAACCUACGUACAUAUACAUACAAAUAAUUAUAAAAAAAUCAUUAAUCGGAAUAGCUAAAUAUGAUCUGGAAACUACUUAUUGUUUCACUUACCAUUUUGAGUGCAUACACACCCUUUUCAGAGGCGGCUAACUACUCGUGCCCUUUACACUGGGUUCCAGAGGGAUAUGGGAAUGUUCCUCUUCAUGCAAUUAUUCCCUCACCUGGCGAAUUUAUAGCGAGGGUGAAUCUUCUUGAAGAUGAACUGUGGCGAAUAGGUCGUCUAAUUCCGGAGGAAGGAAAGGCCUGGUUUGUCUUUGUGGUUCCGAGCGGAGAGCAUACAGUCCACAUUGCAGAAACAUACGAGGUACUUACAAACCCCGACAAUUGUGUAGUAGAAUGGGUCGAAAUGAUUGGCGGAAGUGUACCACAAUAUGCGAUACCUGCGGACGACAAAUUUCCAUUAGUUCCUAUCGAGUAUGUCGGUAGGGGGAUCGUCGCCGGGUUUUCAAUGGUGGCAGGUAUACAUCCCAGCGAAUCUGCACUCCUAGUCCCGUAUGAAGGGAAGGUAUACGUACGGCGUCAUUACGACGCUCUGACUUCGCGCUACCCGCUUCUCUCGCUGGAAUUGAUCGACUUUACCUUUCCCAUCCUGGAUUAUCGGGUAAUAGACAAAAAUUCCAAGGAAAUGCUGAUUGGACAGAUGGAAGUUGUGAGUGGAUUGGACGAUGGUGAACCGGCCCAAGUCGUUCAACCAAUUUCUCAUACCAAAAGUGUCAGAGAAAUGUUUAAAUGGGAUGAAAAACAGAAAUGGGAAUACGUUGCAAAUCUGACGAUCAACAUGGAUUUAUGGGUAGGGUCACCGUCAGUGUUUGUACAAUUCACUAACAUUCAUGAGCAGAGGACGCUUGUUGGUGUCGAUGGGGUACCCGGAGAUCCGAAAAUAUUUUACGAUAGAAUUCACCCAGUUAAGGUCGAUCGAACUGUCACAAUAUCGGGAACUGGGGGUUCUUCAGUGCCACAUGGAAAUUAUCAGGUAUGUUCUGCAGUAACGAUGCUGCACGAUUUCGGAGUAAAAUUUGAAGCUUCUGCUAUUGUGACUGCCCCAAACAUGAGGGCUGAUCAAAUUAGAGAAAUUUUAAGAAGAACAGAGAGAAUAAUUAUGGGAGAUGGUGUGGAGGAAGAAGAUUUUGUAGUAGCUAAAAUCAUGGGAACGUUACGAGGUUCUUUUGUAACGGGGACAUCCUCACAUUUUACGACGAUGGAUUCCACCGGUCUUUGUAAUUCAGUUGUGUCAAAGUCAAAACAUACAAAAAGUUAUCAUCAUUUUAGAACAAAGUAUUAAAGUAAAGUAUAUUGUACGAUUUGUAAUAAAAGUUAAAUUAAUAAAUAUGAUAGUUCAUGGUACUUUUUACUAUUA